AUGAUGGAUUCGGAAUCGGAAAGGUUAGGCUUGCUGGAUGAGUUGGUGGGCUUCACUGACUUCAACGCUUCUCCGUACAGUUUGGAUCCCAGGACACUAGUCUCUCCAGAUUUGAUCCCUAUUCUUCGGUCAGGUCAUGCCCCUUCACCCCAAGAAACCGCGUAUAUCAACGCCCUUUCUGUGAAAGCAGAGACCGAGCGUUUGGAACAUAUUCGAACUGUGGAACGUUUGAUUAACAGGAUCGGAUUUCUCCAGAACCAGGAAGAAAUUUACGCAUCCAUCGUCCUUUCGCCAAUCCGAAAGUUACCCAUAGAGAUACUCAGCAUUGUUCUUACACUUUCCCUCACACCCAAUGUCAAUUAUUUUUCAAUUCGAUCUGGCGACAAAUCCGGCUUAAAGUCGAGGGCUGUGGAAUUGGGCCUCGUUUGCACGCACUGGCGCUUAGUCUCUUUACGGACACCUCAGGUCUGGGCAAACCUUCACGUCGAAAUCUACGCGGAUGAUCCUGGCUUAAAUGCCGCAAUUCAGAUGCAUCUUGAGCGAUCACAGUCGGUUCCCCUUUACCUUGACAUUUACCUGCGAGGGCCACUCCACCUUCAACAGUAUUUCCUCUGCAGCUCCCCUCUUCAGCUGCUCGUGUCAUAUUGUCACCAAUGGGGUGAAGUGACGCUAGUCGCGAAUGCACCACUUUUUCCCAGAUCUUUCGAAUGGCUAAUGGGAUGUCCAGAAAUGCCCUUACUCCAACAGCUCGAUUUAACAGGCUGCAGUGAGGCCGCAAAUACGUUGCUCCCCGGGUUGAACGUGAAAUUCUUCAAGAACGCUAAGCGUCUGGAGAGACUCUGCAUCGCAGCCUGUUACCUUGACGAGGAAUUUCCGUGGACACAGCUACGUUUCUUGGACUUGAAUACGUCAGAAGGAAGCAACACGGUACUGCGAGCCGUCAGGUUAUGUGGGCAAGGCCUCGAAGUCGCCAAAUUCGCCCUUCCAGGAUCUCCCGUCGGCAACUAUACUUCAUUUCAUUCCUCCGCUCUGCAGCACCCUGACUUUCAGUCAGCUCCAUUUCAACUCCAUCCGCAGCUUGGCCACCUCGGUGUGAUGAUUCUUGCGCGCCAAAUAUCUCCCAAUGACAACCGAUGUGGUUUCGAAGGUCUAUCAGAUAUCUUGACUGGUAUCUCAUGUCCGAAGCUCAAUACUCUACGACUGGUGUCCAAUGUAUCGAGGAAAGUUUGGAACGAUGAAUGUCAGCCCGAAGAGGGGGAAGGCGAGGAACAACGUCAGAGAAGGCGAGCUUUCUGGCCACAGCAAGAUCUCAUCGACUUCUUUAGGCGAUCCAAGUGCAGCUUGACCUCGUUGCAACUAAAAGGGCUUUGGAUCUCCGAAGUCGAAUUGUUGGGAUUACUGAAGUUGCCUGAGGUUGGAGAUAACCUCAGGGAAAUGGUGGUCCACGAGCUUGAGAGUAAUGUAGAGAGUAAAAGGGUUCUGGGCAAGCGGUUCAUGGAGGAGAUGAUGUUCCCUAGGGUCGUCAAUGGAGAGAUGUCCUCGCCUGGUCUCCUUCCCAGACUACGGCAACUUGAAAUCAAGCUCCCCAGCUCCCAUUCGUAUCCGAUAGCGACUCCAUUGCAUAAGAUGGUGACUUCACGUUGGCACAUCGAUGUAGAACAUCGGCUUGAGUCGGUCCACCUCAUUUUGAUCGACCCAGAUUAUGUGUUUGCUUUGCACGAAGCAUGGACAAACUUACAGGCGGAAGGAUUAGCGAUCAAGAUUCAGACAACAAAACAUGUCAUCUUGGGUUAUAACGGUGAAGAGGACUUAACGUAG
Marasmius oreades (fairy-ring Marasmius) is the source of this 1818-nucleotide messenger RNA. RefSeq lists its product as uncharacterized. The transcript has a single exon. Lineage: Eukaryota; Fungi; Basidiomycota; Agaricomycetes; Agaricales; Marasmiaceae. The record is from RefSeq and is a predicted model, not a curated record. Bases 1 to 1818 code for a protein of 605 amino acids.